Rhagoletis pomonella (apple maggot) is the source of this 513-nucleotide messenger RNA. RefSeq lists its product as uncharacterized. NCBI's taxonomy places the organism in Eukaryota, Metazoa, Arthropoda, Insecta, Diptera, Tephritidae. The record is from RefSeq and is a predicted model, not a curated record. The coding region runs from base 1 to 513 and encodes 170 amino acids. The transcript has 2 exons.
AUGCAUAUUAUGAUGCUCGCGAAAUUAAUGCCACAAUCCCAAUAUCAGCAACAGUUACACCAAAACUCAUUGCUGACCACUCAUAAUUUACCAAAAAGUAGUUUUAGAGGCAACAUCAAAUACUCUCAAAAUAGUAGUGGAAAUAGUAACAAUGACAGCAACAAUAAUAAUAGCAACAAUAAAAAUAACAACUAUCAAUAUAAGAGCAAUAACAAUAGCAAAAGGAAUGAGAAUAAGAAUAAUAUCGGCUACGGUAUAUCAAACCAAAGUGGUGUAUCAUCAAAUGGUCGCAACUUGAACAGCCGAAAUAAUAGUAAUCACAGCAACAGCAAUAGCCGCAACAGCAAUAAUUCGCAGGGCAAGCAUAACAAGAAUAAAAGUACAUCAACCAAUGCCAAUAAUGUGGAUAAUGAUGAACUUAAAGACUACAAGAGUAAAAUCAAAAACAAAUACAACAUCGACUACGACCAUUCACUGGAUGAGGAAUAUGAAAUAAUCGAGGCCAUCGAAUAA